CUGGUGCCAGCUGUGUGACUAUAUUGCUGCCGCUAUCAUCUUCUUCCUCUGUAGUCUCCAUCGGGUUAGGGUUUUCACCCCACACUCUUCACUUUCUCUAGAUUUUUUUUAUUUAUUGUUUUAUUUUUGUAAACAAUAGUUCACUAUACGGAAUAUCACGAUUCAUUCAUAGUUUAGUUUCGCCAACUCGUGAAAUCGAAAGAUACCGUCAGAAUCGUGGGAUAUCGAACGAAUUAUUGUUCCUUGUGUUCCUAUAUUGCUGUACUACAACUUGUUAGAAAAAAAAUUCUUUAGUUCAUUUACUGAUUUCUUUCUAAAAUGGGGGAUGCUGAGAAUGCCCCACCACCUUCAAAGAAAAGGGCUGCUGGAAGGGAGCUCACUCGAGAUACUCCUAUUGAUGAUGAGGAAGAUGUCGGUGAGCUUGAGACUGGGACUUUCAAGAGAGCAAAUGAUGAGGUUCUGGCAACCAGAAGAAUAGUCAAAGUUCGUCGCCAACAGACUAGUUCUGCUCCUUCUUCAAACCCUUUUGCUGGGAUACGAUUAGUUGCUCCCACUGAAUCCAGUGCUAACCCUGCUGAAGCUACUAUUGAAGUACAAUCAACUGGUGAGAACACCAUUGCAGAUGAUUCAAAAGGUAGUGAUGAUAUAGCUCAGGUUUCUGUGAAAGCUAAAGAUGGGGAAACUAAGCAGUCAGAGAACAAAACUGAUGAGGUAGUGGAUAAGCCUAUUGCAAAUAAUGAAUCUGCAGAAGAAAGCAAUGCAGAUGGGAAACAUAUUGCAGAAAAUGAAAGUACUGGUGACAAAUCUGAGGUAGAUAAAGAUCAAAUUAAGGAUGUCAAUGAAAGUGAAAAUGAGGAUAAGAAGGAUGCUGCACGUGAGAGUGCCAGUGAGGGAGAUAAAGGACAAACUAAGAAUGACAAUGCUUCUGAAAAUGAUGAUAAGAAAGAAGAAACUGACUAUGGGGAUAAGAAAGAUAACAAAGUAGAAAGUGCAGAACCAAGUGCCGAAGGUGGCCAUUUGAAGUCAUUUCAAAUGCUCUCAAGUAGCCAAAAUGCCUUCAUAGGUCUUGCUGGAACUGGAUUUUCUACUUCUUCAUUUUCCUUUGUGUCCACCUCAAAUGAUGGGUCUGGUUCUAUUUUUGGAACAAAAAAUGAUAAGCCUUUUGGUCUGGGUUUAUCCAACAAUGGAAGUUCUGUUUUUGGGGCAUCUGGGGCCUCUGCUGUUUCUAAGAGUGAGGGAAGUGGGUUUGCAGCAAUGCAGGAGGUUGUGGUUGAAACUGGUGAAGAAAAUGAGAGAGUGAUUUUUAAUUCGGAUUCAGUAUUAUUUGAGUUUGUUGAUGGAAGUUGGAAGGAACGAGGAAAGGGAGAACUGAGGGUGAAUGUUACUAGCGGGACAGAAAAGGCCAGACUUCUGAUGAGGUCAAAGGGAAAUUUAAGAUUGAUUUUGAAUGCUCGAGUUUAUCCUGAUAUGAAGCUCACAAAUAUGGAAAAGAAAGGUGUUACUUUUGCCUGCAUGAAUAGUGCUGCCGAAGGGAAAGGUGGUCUUUCAACAUUUGCCUUGAAGUUCAAGGACGGGUCCAUAGUGGAGGAGUUUAAAGCUGCUGUCAUGGCACACAAGGGGGAGACGUCUACAGUUAUCAAGACCCCAGAAAAUUCUCCAAAGGCUUCUGAUGAUUGAGAGAUAUAUCCCAAAAGUCAGUCCUCUUAGAUGUUCCUUUAAGAUGAAUAGAAAAUUUGCUAUUCCAUAGCUCUUUUGCCGUUGUGUGGCAGUCUAUUAUACUUAACUAGUUUUACUUGUUUGAGUCAUGUCUCCAAAAGAUAAUUGAAUUGAAUUUUGCAUAAAAUCUUUGAUUUAGACUGCACUAGGACAUCCCUAACACUGAAACUUCCAAUAGUGCUGUUAUCUAGCGAACCUGGAAUUUUGUUACAAAUUUCAAAAUCACUUUACUUUAUAGUUGGUAGU
Molecule: messenger RNA, 1962 nt
Organism: Gastrolobium bilobum
Lineage: Eukaryota; Viridiplantae; Streptophyta; Magnoliopsida; Fabales; Fabaceae
Product: nuclear pore complex protein NUP50A-like
Exons: 2
Coding region: 319-1677 (452 amino acids)
Biological process (GO): intracellular transport
Cellular component (GO): cytoplasm; nuclear pore
Molecular function (GO): GTPase activator activity
Source: RefSeq, a predicted model, not a curated record